UCCCUUCAAAACUGUUAAUUAUCCGCUAGAUGGCAGCAGAGGUUAAGCCGAGAACGAGAAGCCAGUUUGGUUGCCAUAGAAACGGAAAAACAGAAAAAGGCCAUUUCAGGGGAAACUUAACUGCUGGUGGAGUAAAUGUUAGCGGUUUCCAAGAGCUCAUCUUGAUUCAUCUUCAUCUGAGGAAAAUGUCUUAUUCUCAGGGUCAUAAGACAGGAGUUGACAGAGAAGUCAUCAAGUGGCUCCAAGAUCUGGAACUAUCAUUUCACCCAAAGAAUCUGCGAAGGGAUUUGUCCAAUGGUUACCUGGUUGCUGAGAUAUUUUCUCGUUAUUACCCUCAUGACAUCUCAGUGUACUCAUAUCACAACGGAGUAUCAUUUUCUUCCAAACAGAAGAACUGGAGCCGGAUACAGAAGUUUUUGAAGAAGAAGAAUCUGGAGCUAUCGAAGGAAGCAAUCUAUGGAAGUAUACACUGUGAACCAGGAGCAGCUGAGCAGUUGGUGCAGGACAUUUACGAGAUGCUGACCAAUCAGAAUGUCACAGAUGUCCAGGGUCAGCAGUCACAACCCUCGUCACUGACUCACUCCACAUCGUCAAGGUCCUUCGGGAACAAUUUGGUAGCUGCAGGGAUCAUGGCCGAGUCAGACGUCAGUUCAAACCAGAGGAGAGCACAAAUCAGCAGGGGCGACAGAGAGCUGGAACACACAGCUGCAGACAGGUCUCUCCCCACCGACUCGUCAACAUGGAGAGGAGCUCCUGUUUCCUACAAGGAGAUAAAAGUGAACCAACCUGUCAGAAAUUCAAUGGUGAACCUUUCACACUCACUGCAUCACAGUCUAUCUCCCCUUUUUAAGACAGAUCAGUCAAACACUGAAGACAAGAAGAAGAAGAAGAAAUCUCCAAAAGAGCCAGAAUCAGGAUGACCAACCACCAACCUCUAACAUAAAGGCUAAAAAGCUUUUAAUGCUAUUUAGCCUGAAAACAUAAAUAAAAUGUUCUCAAAAAUCUGUAUGUUUCACAUAAAGCAGAGAUUUAAGCUCCUAAUGGUGUUGGAAGAUAAAUCAUUCCACCAUGAUAACACUACUGUCAGAGUUUUAUUUCCCUAAAGGACAUUUUAAAUGAGAUUUGGAAAAAGUUAGCUGUGCUGUGUGUUUCAUUGAACAUGUACACACAACAUCAUAUUUAGUUUAAUUAGAUCUAUCUUAUCUUUUGGUAGCUACAAAAUAGCUAAAAUUGUCAUUUAAUCUUUUUAAAUUUGGAAAUUGUAAGUAUCCACACUGUUUUUAGACAAUUUUGCCCAAUUAGGACAAUGUAAGAGUCAACACUGCAUGCAAAAAUAUUCAUACCUUUUGCACAUUUCCAGUUUUGUUGCAUAAAAAUAUCGCAAAAUUUCAAUAUCUCCUGGAGUAAUGCAUCAUCUAAAUAUGGAAGGAGAAAUGGCACAACAGCAAGUAGGAAAAGGUGAUCUGCUCAAAUCAGACUAAAACUGAAUGUUUGAGCUUCAACUCAAAUUCUAUGGCAGAAAACUAGAGCAGCUCAUUACUCUGGUCACAUCCUUUCCAUCAUUAAGCAUGGAAGUGGCAGCGUCAUGCUAUAGAAAUGAUUUCUUCAGCAGGGACAGAGUUCUAGACAGGAUGAGAGGAAAGACAGAGGCAGAUAAAUGCAGGACAGUGGAGGAAGAAACCAGAGGACUGAGACCGGGGUGAAGCUUUUCCUUCCAGCAGCACAAAACAAGCAGCCAGAGAUGCAAACAAAUGUUCUAACAAAUGAAUGUUAGAACCUAAAAUCCCACUGAAAAUGUGUGGCAAAUAUGAAAAAUGAAUAGUCAAAUUUUCAGACCCGUUCUAUAAAUUAGAAUAUUGCUAACAAGCCCAUUUAUUUUAAAAUCUUUAUCACUAGGAAAAACACAUUCUUAAAUGUUAUUAUUUUCAAAAAAUUCCUUUAAUCCGACAAACAAGCUUCAUUGGGAUGCAUAUUUUAAUUUAUGACUGCAUUGGCACAACACAGAAGAGCCAGCCCCUUAGGUCAAAGUUCAAUGGUUUGAUGUGCAUGUUUAAGAUGGACAAAUGACGUGAGAAAACAGCUAAAGAAAUAAUUUAUAUUUAAAAUAAAAAAGUGACAUUACAGAGCGAAAACAUUUCAGAAUGCGGUGUGGUUGUAACCCAGAUCAAUCGACACCUUUACAGCCCUGUCUACUACUGGUUGAAUAAAUCAGUCUGAUCAGAGCCUUUUAUGUUUUCAAUCAUUUAGUGAUGAUGAGACAGAUGCAGCAGAAAAAUGCUUAUUGUACUCAUAUUUACAGAUGUAGGAAACAUUUAAAAUUACAAAAGGUUUGCAAAGUGACUUUUUUCAUGAAUUUCUAGUUCUUGACCCAGCAGGGUUUUCUCUGGCACAGUGAAUGAAUGAAUGCCUUUAAAACACUGAAGCUCUUUCUGGGUGUUUAGACUUGCUGUUUCCUCUCAGUGGACACCAAACAAUCAAUACACUCAAUUUUCAUUUGUGAGAUUCAAAUUAUUUAUGAUUCAACAGCUUUUCAAGAAAAAAAGUGUGAUUUUUGACAAAAGAGCUUGACUCUGCACACUGACUGAUUCAGAUUAAACUGCUUCUGGUGCCAAACCCUUUCACAGUCAUUUGGACUAAGAUGCCUUCUCUGCUCCCAAACCUCUGAGCUCUCAUGAAAGCUUGGCGUAAAGUACAGUUGAGCUGUGAAGCCAGUGAGAAAUGGAUGUCAGGAUGAUAAGUGUUUCUGGCAGAGUGCCUGGCCUCUCCUGUGGUCUAAGAGCCGCGCUUUCAACAGAGAGAUAGAACAAUGCUGUAAUGAUAUGAUCUCCACAUCCUCAGCUGACUCUGGGCUGUCGCUUACAGGGGGCUAUCCCUCUCAGGCAGCCCAGCCUGCUGAGCUGCCAUGUCAUCCAGUUGAAAAGUGUUUUUCUGCUUCACUAAAGCAAAUAAAACGCAUUUGACUGGUCAGUGAUAAACUUCAUUAAAGCAACAACAUUGAAUUAAAACUGAAUUCCAACAAACAUCCUGUAGAAAAUAACAAACUUUAAAUUAUCACAAAUUUGAUAUUUUAAAACAUUAAUUGAUCUUAUAAUAGAAUUUAUGUUUAAAGGGUAUUUCUCGCUAAGAUAUCCAAUAUCAUGAAAAAACAAUCAGCGGGGAAUAUUGUUUGUGUUAUUGUCUUUAUAGUGAUGAGAUUCUGGGUGACAUUUGAUAUUUUUCAAUCUAAGCCCUUAAUGCUUCACAGAUUCUGCCUAUUUGUGGAUUUGUAUACAGCAUACCUAAAACAUUUGAGGUAUGCUCAAAUACCUCAAAUAUUUGAGCAUACCUCAAAUAUGCUCAAAUAUUCGCAAACUGCAUUUCAGCUUCGCAAAUGCAGUUUGCGAAGCUGAAAUAUCUUAACACGCUAUUAGCUGGCGUUUGUAAAACAACCAAUCCAGGAGCACCAUUCAUCUUCUUUGGUGGUAUUUGGUUGAACCCCAAGACGAUAAGGAAGACCAGAUGUUAGCUUCUGCUGUUGUACCAAGACAGUUUCCACUGUACGUAUAAUGCAUGCUAGGGUAUAUUUGGUGUUUGAACUAUUAAAAUAAACAUUUAAAAUUGUUUUUAGAGGGAUCUCAAGUACUAGAUGUCAGCUUUUCGCUGACAGCUGUAGUCUUUAUAUUUUGCCUGAUUUGUUUUUUAUUUAUUUAUUUGAAUUAUGCCAUAAUGUCAAACAAGGAAGCAGGUUCCCUUAAAACACAUCUUGUUGUGCCUCCAUUGAACUCCGAUGAUGUCCACUGUCUUUUUAAAGGGUUCAAGUCCCAUAUUGUUUAAAUGAAAAUAAAUCUUAAUGAAAGUAUAUUUUAGAAUAUGAUUAAAGUAAUAAAAGACUUUGACACUAGUCAGAAAUCCAAAUGAAAAUCACAUUGGUAAUCCUAGCUGACAUAAACAGGACAUGUUCAGUUUGAUUUAAUGUCAAGGAAAAAAGGGGUAUCAGUCGUUUUAUAGGUGAGUGUAAAUAUCUGAUUUUCUCUGUCCAUCUGACAUGCAGCAGCCCCUUCUGGUUUAAUGACAAUGUGUGUUUCUUUUUCACAGCCUCCCCCAGAGGAGCUACAAACUGACCUCCUUAAUCUUUCAGGACCUUUAGAUUUCCCUCAGCCUGACUGGGCGUGAACACAUAUCAGCACUUAAACGGAGGAGUCCGCCGCUGGUUAACUUCUGGAGAUGAGGGAUGGUGAAAAUCAGAAUCUGGAUCCUCGGUGUCAAACUUCCCCUUCGGAAAAUAAUCAUAUUGUGAAAACUAACAAUGACAAACGGGAUAAGCUGCUUCUCACAACAGUUACAGCAGAAGGUUUAUAUUUAUCCUGCACCAACUUGUCUCUCCAACUAGGCAAUAGCUCAGGCCUGGUUGCUAUGGCAACUGGAAAGCCCAUACUGGAGAGCGACCAGGACACAUUAAUAAGCUUAGUGCGAGGUUCUUUGGUUCCUUCUGUUGGUAAUAGGCACAAGCAGCAGCUUAGGAUUUCAAGGAGCCUAUUAUGAAAUAAUAUGUAAGCACAUUAAUCUAAGAUAGAAAAUAUAGGCCUUAAAUCAUGUUAAAAUAUUAAAACAAAUCGCAUCUGUGAUGAAAAUAGAUAAAGACAAGUUGAAUGUUAGAAAGCAACAGUGCCUUAAAAUGCCCUCAGAAAGUGUUUCACCAUCUGCUGAGUUUUCCUAUCAGCUUCAUGGCACCCAGAGCAGAAGAAUCUCUGCUAGUGAGGGUGUGUGUGUGUGUAUGGGUGUGCGUGGGUGGGUGUGUGUGUGUGUGUGAACAUGACUGGCCAAAGGGACAUUUUGGAGCUUUGGAAGCUUAGGAUUCCCCCACAGAAACACAGCCCUCCCCCAUUUCAACGCAGCAAAUCUCUCAUCCCCAUUAACAAAGCAACAAUAAGCUGAUCUGUAGUUAUCCAGGACAAAGGUUGGGACGGCGUGUCUGUCAGUUAACAAAGCAACAGCUGUGUGAAAGUCAUGUGCAUGUCAGAUUUGAUGCUUUGUUUCUGCAGACCCAACAUCAUAUUAAUCCAUUUCUAUUCAUUCAGACUCAAAAUCUGCUGCAGAUUCUGCUGAAUGUAAAUGUAAAAUGAAAACAAGAAACAGAAAACUGAAGAACCUAACCCAGGAAUCUCUGCAGACCCCACACAUCCUGGACACAAACUAACAACAGAAAAAGUAUAGAAUAGUAUAUUCAUAAGCUCGUAUACACUCAACAUUGUUAGAAAUACAACUUUUGCAAUUCUACAUUUUUCACAAAUCAUGAAAGUAGAUUAUUCAUGUUUUUCUGACAUGUAUUAGUUUUGUCUGGAGUUAAGGAUUUUACAUCAUGUUUGAUUUAAAUUAGAAAUUAACUGCAGAUGUUUAACGCGUUAAUAUUCACACUAACAGAACAUCUUGUUGUAUUCACAUCUGCACUCAGUCUGACCUCUGAGCCCCAGAAGCUGCUCCGCUCCAAGACUCAUGCCCUUUUAUUGACCUCUUAGCAGAAACAGCUUUCUUUCCCAUUCCAAUGGCAUCCUGACUUUUCUCCAAUCCCUGAAUGUUUUAAUUCACCCUGAACUGCUAUGAUCAAAACAACAGAAAAUAAU
Molecule: messenger RNA, 5600 nt
Organism: Xiphophorus hellerii (green swordtail)
Lineage: Eukaryota; Metazoa; Chordata; Actinopteri; Cyprinodontiformes; Poeciliidae
Gene: spata4
Product: spermatogenesis associated 4
Exons: 6
Coding region: 30-920 (296 amino acids)
Biological process (GO): regulation of cytoskeleton organization
Cellular component (GO): axoneme
Molecular function (GO): microtubule binding
Source: RefSeq, a predicted model, not a curated record